CAGGGGGCGGUGCCGGGUGCCGCGGCCCGCCCCACCACAGCGCCCAGCAUGGCCGGCUUCGCCGACUUGAACCUCCCGCAGGGGCCGGACAAGAAGUCCCUGCAGGGUCUGCUGGAGACAGCAGCGCACUUGGGCUAUUCUGUGGUUGCUCUCAAUCAUGUCAUUGAUUUUAAAGAAAAGAAACAGGAAAUCGUCAAGCCAGUAUCUCCUUCAGAGUUGUUUCCAUCUUUGCCUAUUGUACAAGGGACAUCCAAAAGAAUUAAAGUCUUAACCCGGCUAACACUUGUUGUUUCUGAUCCUUCCCACUGUAAUCUCUUAAGAUCGACAUCUGCAAAUAUAAGGUUAUAUGACAUCAUAGCAGUAUUUCCGAAGACUGAGAAACUGUUCCACAUCGCUUGCACAACUCUAGAUGUGGAUCUGGUAUGCAUAAAUGUAACAGAAAAACUGCCAUUCUACUUCCGAAGGCCCCCUGUGAAUAUGGCAAUAGAUCGAGGCAUUUACUUUGAACUUCUCUAUACGCCUGCCAUCAAAGACUCCACAAUGAGAAGAUACACAAUUUCAAAUGCGAUCAGCCUGAUGCAGAUCUGCAAAGGAAAGAAUAUUGUCAUAUCUAGUGCAGCUGAAAGGCCUCUAGAACUACGAGGUCCUUACGACGUGGCUAAUCUAGGUUUGCUGUUUGGCCUAUCGGAAGGCGAAGCCAAGGCAGCCGUGUCUACCAACUGCAGAGCCACCAUGCUUCAUGGAGAAACUCGGAAGAGUGCCUGUGGGAUAGUGUACACAGUGAAGAAGCCUCGCAAGGUUGAGGAGGAGGAAACACUGCCAGCCUGCAAAAAAGCUAAGACUCAAGCUUGAGGAGUAAACCAGUUGUCAACAGGAGCCUCCAUCCCAUCUUUACCCGGUGUUGAGUCUUCUUCCAUCCUCCAGCUACUCCCAUUCCUCCCUUACUACUUUAUUUAGCCCAGAGAAGAAUUCUUCUGGUGCUCAAGUGAGGAAAGCUAUGGGAAUGAGACUGCUGAAUAGUAGUUCACCACACCUAAAAGGUCAUGCUGGGCUUCUGGCCAAAGUCAGGAGACUCUCUCCACCCUGUCUUAGGUCUUCUGGCGUUAGUGCAAACUCAACACAAUGUUUCUAACAUAGAAAUUUUCAGUUGUACAAGUGCAUUCCUUUUUUAUUAAAAUGUUUCUAAGAAUGUA
Molecule: messenger RNA, 1193 nt
Organism: Strigops habroptila (Kakapo)
Lineage: Eukaryota; Metazoa; Chordata; Aves; Psittaciformes; Psittacidae
Gene: RPP30
Product: ribonuclease P/MRP subunit p30
Exons: 11
Coding region: 49-852 (267 amino acids)
Biological process (GO): tRNA processing
Cellular component (GO): nucleolar ribonuclease P complex
Molecular function (GO): RNA binding
Source: RefSeq, a predicted model, not a curated record